UUCACCGGGGUCGCAUUAAACAACGGAACUAGCAAUCUUGUUUGGUUGUAUUUAGCCUUACAUCGAUAACUUUCCAGUUGUAAAUGAGACCAAAUAAAAUCCAUAUUAUUUUUUGAGUCAUAAUCAUUGUAUGUACGCUGUACAGAAAACCGGAUACUAGUUUUAAAGAUUAAGGACACAGGCAGUGCCGUUUUAACAGCUCGUUCAUGUGUUUUGCUGGCAGCUGCAACGGUGUGGAUUGACAGUAAGGAGAUUUUUCUGCAUCAACUCAUCAGCUGCUUAGCUAUCUAGCGUUAGCUAGCUUCAUCUAGGAUAGAGAGAUGGAGCUACAGGCGGUGUUGAUGGCGGCUGGAGGGGGGUCUCGCAUGAUGGACCUGACUUACAGCAUGCCUAAACCCCUACUUCCGGUCGGAAACAAGCCUCUCAUCUGGUACCCCCUGAACUUGUUGGAGAAAGUGGGCUUUGAAGAGGUUAUCGUCAUCACAACCAAGGAGGUCCAGAAGCUUCUGAACCCCGACACCAAGAUGAAGCUGGACGUGGUGUGUAUCCAGGACGAGGCGGACAUGGGCACAGCUGACGCCCUGCGACACAUCCAGCAGAAGAUCAAGACGGAUGUCCUGGUGGUGAGCUGUGACCUCAUCACGGACUCGGCCCUGCACGAGGUGGUGGACCUGUUCCGCGCCCACGACGCCGCGCUCUCCAUGCUGAUGAGCAGAUCCCACGAGUUCACCGAGACCGUCCCGGGGCAGAAGGGCAAGAAGAAGGGAGGGGAACAGAGGGACUUUGUGGGGGUGGACAGCUCAGGAAAGAGGCUCCUGUUCAUGGCCAAUGAGGCGGACCUGGAUGAAGACCUCGUCAUCAGGAAGUCCAUCAUGCGCAAACACCCCAGGAUGCGGAUCAGAACCGGCCUGCUGGACGCCCACCUGUACUGCCUGAAGAAGUCCGUCGUCCACUUCCUCGCAGAGAACAAGUCCAUCUCUUCUAUUCGUGGUGAAUUGGUUCCUUAUUUGGUGCGCAAACAGUUCUCCAAAUCUGUCGGGUCACAAAAGAACAAGGAGGAUUUGGAUCAGAACCAGAAAAAGGACACGAACACAAGCGCGGAGAUCCAGAUCUCCUCCAAAGACGAGGAGCAGCUGCAGCUGGCGCGGGAGAGGUCCUGCUGGAACGAUCACCACGGCGACAUGUGCGAGGCCUACCACGGCGGGAAGCUGCGCUGCUACGUCCACAUCAUGGAGGAGGGCCUCUGCUACCGCGUCAACACGCUGGCCGCAUACAUCGAGGCCAACCGACAGGCCCCCAAGCUGACCGAGGAGCCCGCGGUCCACCCAUCUGCAGCCAUCUCCGAACGCAGUCUGGUCGGUCCUGACAGCGUAAUUGGACCUUUCUGCCAGAUUUCAGACAAGACAUCGAUCAAGCGCUCAACGAUCGGAGCGUCCACAGUGGUGAAGGAGAAGGUUAAAAUCGCCAGCUCCAUUAUAAUGAGUGGAGUCACUGUCGAAGAAGGGUGUAACAUCCAGGGCAGCGUCAUCUGCAGCAACGCCGUGAUUGGACGAGGCUCCGACAUCAAGUACUGCUUAGUGGGGAGCUCCCAGCGCAUCGAGCCCGAGGCUGAAAGAACCAAUGAGGUCAUCGUUGGAAGCGACCAGCUGAUGGAGAUCUAGAUGCGGCGGAAAGCACCUGAAGGAUCCGGAAGUUUCCGGCGUGGAGUUCGUGCACCUGACGGCCGCGGCGAGGCCACGGGCGUCGUCACGGACACUAAUCCCUGUUCGCCUCUAUUUUUUUUAUAUAAGGUGUCCAAAUAAAAGCAGAUUUAUUUAUCUCAAAA
Conger conger (European conger) is the source of this 1825-nucleotide messenger RNA. RefSeq names its product eukaryotic translation initiation factor 2B, subunit 3 gamma (gene eif2b3). NCBI's taxonomy places the organism in Eukaryota, Metazoa, Chordata, Actinopteri, Anguilliformes, Congridae. Gene Ontology annotation, cellular component: eukaryotic translation initiation factor 2B complex; guanyl-nucleotide exchange factor complex. The record is from RefSeq and is a predicted model, not a curated record. Gene Ontology annotation, molecular function: guanyl-nucleotide exchange factor activity; translation initiation factor activity. Gene Ontology annotation, biological process: biosynthetic process; cytoplasmic translational initiation. Bases 321 to 1661 code for a protein of 446 amino acids. The transcript has 12 exons.